UCACGAAGCAUCUCCACGUUGGAGCGGUCAAAUUUUUUCGCACCUGAUUUCGACUCCAUUUUUGGGAACGCUGGAGUUCUUGCCGCGAAGCGAGGGCUGAGUACCGUGCCAUAAGGCGAAGAGGUCAUCCAAACGAGCGUGGAGAUGGUUCAUUAUGGACGCUUACCAGCAAAGAUGUUGGAUUUGGGAUUUGAGCAGCCCAUCCUCACCGAUGCGACGAGCUCUUUUACCCACGGUGCGAUUACGCCUGGACGUAGUCUUCAGUCACUAUGCGACCAACGCCGCAGCAGCGAACGGCUUUACGAUGCGCAAGGAGCUGGCUGCACAGCACAAGAAUCUUUACCUUACCUUCAUAAAUGAUGAGAAGAAGCCCAAAGCCGUCGAGAAUGGGUUUGGGGUCUGGCUUGUCGAAGCGAAAAGGCUGGCUUGGCGGUGCUAUUACGCUGAGAACCAAGGCGCAUACAUUAUCCCUUCUUUGCGAUUCCUUAAAGUACGGUUGUUGCGUUGGGCAACCGAGCCCGCGAGUAGGAAGCCUAAUGACAAUGCUUCAUUUGCAGUCAUUCGUCUGACGCAAGCACUAGAUGCCAAGUUCGGUAGCGUGGUUGAAUCCGAUCAUCUUCAAAGCAUGGAUCGUAUUCCCUUCAUUACAGAUCGUGCUUUGAGACGCUGUUGACGUUCACCCUAUUUGGCCUGCUAGCCUACCGAGCCUGGGGCCGCCGAUUCCUCCUCGCUCAUCUGAACGUAUGCUCGUUAGUUUUUGCAUCCCAUGCUGGUCCGACACUGGAACAAUUCGUGAUGUGCGGCUCUACAAGCACAUGGUCCCCCUGAAUCGAUCAUCAAGAAGAGCACUCGGCCUGGAAGAAGGAUGGGGCCCGAUUUGAACGUCACGGGCCACUGUAAGAGGCGAGGUCAGCUAUAUCACCACCCCAAUUGUUUACAGUGCGGCAGCACGCGUAAUGCUACAGCAACGGGAUA
Molecule: messenger RNA, 975 nt
Organism: Tilletiaria anomala UBC 951
Lineage: Eukaryota; Fungi; Basidiomycota; Exobasidiomycetes; Georgefischeriales; Tilletiariaceae
Exons: 1
Coding region: 155-673 (172 amino acids)
Source: RefSeq, a predicted model, not a curated record